This is a messenger RNA of Fusarium vanettenii 77-13-4, 360 nucleotides long. RefSeq lists its product as uncharacterized. Lineage: Eukaryota; Fungi; Ascomycota; Sordariomycetes; Hypocreales; Nectriaceae. The transcript has 3 exons. The record is from RefSeq and is a predicted model, not a curated record. The coding region runs from base 1 to 360 and encodes 119 amino acids.
AUGGGGGUCCCUCUCGGCCUUCGGGUCCUGGGUCCUUGGACCUGGGUCCGCUCCGUUCAAGGUCCGUUGGAAGUGGAUAAGAAGGGAAUAAGGGGUCUGGGGCUGAAGGGGCGGCAGCCGAGUGGAGGCCGCCGGAUCCGAAGUCGAGAUGAAGAAAAAUUAAGGUACAACAACAUUUUCAAGGUUAACUCAAGUAAAGUCGAGGUAAAGCAGAUCAGAGUCGGUCACGUAGCGAAAAGGAUCAAGGAUGUAGAGCGCGGAAUCAUGACGGAACGCUCUCGACUCUCACACGGUCCUCCAGGCAUCCCGUCCGUUGGUACAGGGUGCAUCCAAGAUCAUGGUGGGAGGACAUUUGGGUAA